Molecule: messenger RNA, 2468 nt
Organism: Exaiptasia diaphana
Lineage: Eukaryota; Metazoa; Cnidaria; Anthozoa; Actiniaria; Aiptasiidae
Product: adrenocorticotropic hormone receptor
Exons: 2
Coding region: 87-1106 (339 amino acids)
Biological process (GO): G protein-coupled receptor signaling pathway
Cellular component (GO): membrane
Molecular function (GO): G protein-coupled receptor activity
Source: RefSeq, a predicted model, not a curated record
UCGUUAUUUUUAGAUCGGUUCUCGGUAGACGAGUCAACGUUGGUCAUAAUCAGCUCGAAGAAACAAGGCAAAAAGACGCAAACAAGAUGGCUACUACCAAUCAUUCAUUUCCAGUUUGUUUAUUUCGAACCGAUACAUUCUUAACCGUCCUUGCAUCGUUUGCUGAGGAUAGAGAGUUUCGUCUAUUAGCUACAAUUCCUGCUGCAGUUUUAUCUCCAUUGAUAGUUUGUAGUAAUGGUCUCGUAUUAGUAUCCAUAGUCAGGGCUACUCUACCAAUCAAGACAUCAACCAUUUCUCUCAUUUGUUGUUUAUUAUGUUCUGACUGUCUGGUUGGUAUGGUCUUCCUUCCUUUGUACGCUACGUGGACCAUGAAAGAUCACGCUUUGAGGUCGUGUGCGAUAACUGGAAGCUUACUGUUCGUAGGUUGGUUUAUCACAACCAUCUCGUUCCUGACUAUCAUUGCAGUAAGUUGUGAUAGAUACAUUGCAUUAUUUCAUUCCUUUAACUAUAAAUCCAUUGUUACUUCCACAAGAACAAAAAAGCUUAUCUUUGCAAUAUGCCUGUUUUCCGCUGUUCAAAGCAGUAUGUCAUUACACCACUACCUUGCCUUGGCUCAGUACGUUUUACUUGGUUGUCUGCUCGUGUUUGGGUUGUUUGUCCUCGUGUUUGCGUACACGAGGAUCUUUAAACUAGUACGUCAUCAUCAUCGUCAAAUUAAUUCACAUCAGGUCGUUCAAAAUGAUCGUACACGUCAAACUAAACUCGCUAUAACCAUGUCGUAUGUCAUCGGUGUUACAUUACUUUGUUAUAUGCCAUUUGGUAUCGCUUUAGCGGUUCUCUUGGUGCAAGGCAAAUUCUCAAACACCUCAUUCAAGUUUUUCCACAUCAGCGAAUUGUUCUUUUGCAUAAGUUCUCUAUGUAAUCCCGUAAUUUACUGCAUUAGAAAUCUUGAGAUACGAACUGCAGUUGUUGUACUUAUAAGAGAUAUGAACCUGUUUGAUGACACUAAGCAAAAUGACCACCAUAAGCCAACAUCUCCUGCAACAAUCACACUGAAAAAAGACCCCACCCCAGCACAGAGUGCUGUAAUGGUCGAAAUAUCCUGAAAAAAUACAUGGCUAAUGGCAAUUGUCAGAGUAAUGAACCUUUUUUAAUGACACUAAGCAAGAUGACCACCAUAAGCCAACAUCUCCUGAAACAAUCACACUGAAAAAAGACCCCACCCCAGCACAGAGUGCUGUAAUGGUCGAAAUAUCCUGAAAAAAUACAUGGCUAAUGGCAAUUGUCAGAGUAAUGAACCUUUUUUAAUGACACUAAGCAAGAUGACCACCAUAAGCCAACAUCUCCUGCAACAAUCACACUGAAAAAAGACCCCACCCCAGRACAGAGUGCUGUAAGGUCAAAAUAUCCUGAAAAAAAUAGUUUUUAAACUAGAAAAGUUUUAACUUUUAAAAACUUUUAGGGUAGGAAAAAGUGAUUGGUAGAACAAGUAGUCGGGUAGAACAGAUUGCAGUAGGUCUGAAAUACUAGAUACUUCUUCAGCAGUGUGAGGACUAAGCAACAUCCUAAAGAGACUAAAGACAUGAAAUAUGUGCACGUUAGAUAUUGCUUUGUUACAUAUUGAUCAGCGGACGACUUCAAAACACUUGCAUGUUUUGAAUUGCUGCAAUCAUUGCUGCACUGUUUAGAAAAUAUACAGAUACGAUGAAGAAAUACACGAAUGCCCUUACUAAUAAUACAAUUGUCAACCGGUUUCAAUCAAUAUGGCGGACUCAUCUCUCACGCAAUUUUAAAAGGAAACAGGACAGAACCACGAAGCUCGUAGAGAACUAGAAGAAGAAGGGGACCAUGCAUUUACUUUAGCAGUUUUUACUUCUACUUGGAUUGACUGGUAAAAGGCCAUUAAGCAAAUAUAUAAUUUCGCCGAGUAUAAAUACAAUUUGCUGAUGAGCUGAGAGUUAUGCAAGCACAUUCCAAUAGUUGCUCUUUUCUCCAUGUCGCUUGUUUCUUCUCUUGCUGUUGUGUUUCCUGUCAAGGCUAUCUUAUCACAGAUGUCAUGGAUGCUUCUUCGCCAAAUUUGGUCUCAUUGUUACUGGAAAUACUCUAGAGAAUCAACCCAAUAUUGAAUAUUACAAACUCAGUGUUGAUGUGAAUAUCGAAUGCUUUCCAUACAUGUAUAAGCCCUCUUCGCUCAUUUCCCAGUAUUUCAGGGUACCCAUUUUCAUGUCCAAACACCUGUUUGGUGAAAUUAUAGAUAGAGUUGUGUAAAAAGAACKGACUGACUAAACAAUCAAUGCAUGUAACCUACUAUAUAUGCUAGUAUGCAGUAAAAGAUCAGUUUCUACAAACAACAGUGAUUAACGGAUUAAACGAUGUACACAACAAGACUGGCUACAAAUGGCUUCUAUCUAUUAAUUAGGUUUGACUAAAUAAAGUCUUUAAUCUGAUUGUUUUGAUAGAGACGCUGU